Alternaria incomplexa is the source of this 1452-nucleotide messenger RNA. RefSeq lists its product as uncharacterized. The record is from RefSeq and is a predicted model, not a curated record. NCBI's taxonomy places the organism in Eukaryota, Fungi, Ascomycota, Dothideomycetes, Pleosporales, Pleosporaceae. Gene Ontology annotation, biological process: proteolysis. The coding region runs from base 1 to 1452 and encodes 483 amino acids. Gene Ontology annotation, molecular function: serine-type endopeptidase activity. The transcript is spliced from 4 exons.
AUGACUUACCUCACAUACGUUGGUGACAUCGCUCUAACCCGACUCCAGGAAACCGACGAAAAAGUGUUUCCAGGUUUCGACAACGAGCAGGACAAUAGCGGUAUCGUAGAAACAAGAGCUUUCACCAACCAAAAUGCUGCGCACAACAUUCGAUACGACCAUUCCCCCAAAGGCCACGGAACGAAAGUAGCGUCCAAAAUCGUUGGGCAGUGGGGAACCGCAAAGGGAGCGACACUGGUGCCGGUGCAGGUCAAACCGGGCGGAGACGAUAUUGACAACGGGUUCGAAAGGAUUUUUGCAGAUGUAAGCAGGCGGCGCAAGAAAAUACCAGGGUUCCAAGCUGUUGUCGUUAUGAGCAGCGGCACGGAACGCGCCGUCGCAGACAAUGGCCACAAGGGCUACACACGAGAAGAAGCAGAGAACGAUUACAGAGCAAAGCGACAGAUUCUCUGGAUAAAGCAGUUAUUCAGUUACGGGGUCCCCGUGGUGCUCGCUUCUGGUAAUGAAGCCGAAACUGAAGGCCGAAAAGUCAUCGACAAUUUCCCCCAGGUCUUGGAGACAGAUGACUUUCCCAUUAUCAACGUCGGAGCUGCCACGCUUGCAGGCAAAGCUGCACCUUUCUCGCAAGGCCUGGGUACCCAGCCAGAUCCAGAGAAGCGCACACAGCUGACCAUCUACGGUGUUGGAGUGGAUGUCGACGUCCACGAUCAAUAUGACGGUGCAGCAACGCAGGAUUCGGGUACGUCGUUCGCUGCACCGGCGGUGGCAGGCAUUAUUGCUACACACAUGAACUACGAAUCCUGGGACCAGAGCAAGCAAGGACCCGACCGAGUGAAAGAAAUCAAGAGAUGGAUAACCACGCCUGAGUCGAGCUGGGAGCGUGCCAAAGAUCCCGACAAGCAAGUCAACAUGAUCUGGAACGGCGCCGACAAAGCAGCCCACGGCAGCGUCUCCAACAACCAGUCGCCCAGCCCAUCCCCUCAACCCCAAAAGCGCACCUUUGCCGUCGGCCUCGAACAAACCAAGACCCCAGAAUGUUCCAGCGUCAUCUCUAACCCUGAUUGGCCCCCACAUGACAGCUGCGAUUUCAAAUACGAAAACCGAUACUUCUUCUACCGCCUCGACGACAACAACCAGGAACCCGACAGCCUGUGCACCUCUCUACUCAACGACUUUCACCAAGACGACCAAGGCGUAACGACCGACGAGAACCUCUUCGAGCAUCCGACGUGGCCGGCGGGAGAGUGGACCCUGAAUCUCUUCGGCGAGGAAUAUGUCUAUAGGAAUGAUGGGCAGAGUCCGGGGGCGCUGUUUAAGGGCGAGCAGCAGAUUGGUUGCACGGGUGAUCUGGAAAAUCAUGAUCCUCUGUCGGAUGAGUUGUGUGAGAACAGUCUGACCAAGGAAGAUGGGAGGAAGAGGAAACGGAGACGGCUGGUUGGUUGCACUUGGUGA